CCUUGCACCUCUCUCGCCUUGAUCAAGUCGCGUCUAAGGCGAGCGCCUGGUUCAAUUCGCCUCGCCUGGUACCUGUACAGGCGCAGCUGCUGAGCCUCGACUCGCCUUGCGCCUAGGCGUGCGCCUAGGCGCGCCUUUGACAACACUGAUGUAACCGACCCCACUUGAUGGGACUUAAGGUUUGGUUUGGUUUGGUUUACCUGUUUUUGCACUGGCCUUGUGCAGUCAACAAAGGCUGCUUGCUAAUCAUUGGAAGGCAAUAACAUUUAGUGUCCCCAUUCCCACAGAACAAGACAAUCAAGAAAUUACUUUAUUUUGCUUAUUUUUGUUUCGCCCACUAACAAAUUAUUCCCAGGCACUAACUGACACCCUCCAUUUGAUACCCAAAGACAUGCACCUUUAUGAAAGCAACAACAACCCCAUUUCUCAAAUACACCCUUAGCUAGGAAGCUCUCAGUAUUUUAUUUGUAGCUUCUUCUCCACCUUUGCGUCAUGGCAUUGAAGUAUCACCAGGGAAGAUGCAGUGCAAGCAGAGCUGUGGCUCUUGCCACUGCUCUCCUCGUUUCCCUCGCACUUCACUUGGAAACAAUUCACGCAGCCACUUUCACUGUUGGUGAUUCUUCAGGAUGGGAUUUUAGUGUUGGAAGCUGGACAAAUGGGAAGCAAUUCAAGGUCGGGGAUAUGCUAAUUUUCAACUAUAAUCCGUCAGUCCACAAUGUGGUGAUUGUCGAUGUAAACGGGUACAAUAGCUGCACAUCUUCUGCAACCUCUACAGUUUUCAGCAGUGGGAAUGAUCAGGUCAAGUUGUCGAAAGGACUUAAUUACUUCAUCUGUAGCAUCCCAGGCCAUUGCAAUGGUGGCUUGAAGAUUACAGUCAAUGCUUCCUAGAUGGCUAGAACACGAAUGCAUGAUCUACUUGAUUUGUACUAUCUUAUCUUCUAAUUUGUAUUGAUGCAUAAAUAAUCAUCAUCAUUGAUGAGAGACAAAACUAGUUGUUUGAUCUUUGAUGUCCAGUGUUUGUUAAUUUUCUUCUUUCAGUAAUUCUGUGUUUUGCUUGUGAUGAUAGAAUUGUUGUGUAACAAUCUCUUAUCACCCAGGUGUGUUUGGAAUUACACUUUGAGAUGGGUUGAAAGUGGCAAACUAUACUAUU
Molecule: messenger RNA, 1150 nt
Organism: Camellia sinensis
Lineage: Eukaryota; Viridiplantae; Streptophyta; Magnoliopsida; Ericales; Theaceae
Product: basic blue protein
Cellular component (GO): plasma membrane
Molecular function (GO): electron transfer activity
Source: RefSeq, a predicted model, not a curated record